AUGGAGAAGCAGAGAUUCACAAUCGACCAGUUUAGAUCCAUACGCAGUUUGCUUAGAAAGAAAGUGCACGGUUGCUGUACAAGGUUGUUUCACGAGUUCUGUACAUACUACGCCAUAUACCUUUGCUCCACGCGCGCCACAUCAUCCGUGGGCCGAGGCCCGGUCCCACCGGGCUCGAUUAAUUAUGCAACCUCGUUAGAAGGGCCGUUUGAUUUACAGUGGGCCCGAGUUUCGCCACAGGGCCCGACUUUCAGGUCCUUGAGCUGCAAGAGGUUUUAUUCGGUCAGAAGCCCGGGACUCUGCAUGGGGGGUUCGGAGACGAGCAACUGUUUGGUUAGUCGGGCAGCCGGGCAGCAGGGCUCGUUGGAGGAUAGAUGUUUGAGGCUUCCGGGUUUUGGGCGGUCGACUUCACAGAAUGAGAGCAGAAGAUGGUUGUGUUCUUUCAGUCAGGCAAUGGGAUCAGAUGGAAAUGGCUGCAGAGGGGUUCUUGGAUUAGUGUUUGAUUGA
This is a messenger RNA of Striga hermonthica, 507 nucleotides long. The record is from the annotation of a GenBank genome assembly. Lineage: Eukaryota; Viridiplantae; Streptophyta; Magnoliopsida; Lamiales; Orobanchaceae.